AGCUGCUGUUCCUCUUACGUCAUUCUAGGAUGCAACUUUCAGUGAGAACCCUCUUUGCAGGAAUUAUCUCCAUGCUGCUGAUCGCACACUGCAGAUUCUCAUCUGGGAGACCUUUGCACCCAAACAGAAACAAUUCCAUGUGUCAUGAUGUUCGGCCUUGCAAGCACCCUGUCUUUGAUCAAGUGCGGUGCCUGGUGUCACGUCUGAACACGUCAGCUCCGGAGCUAUUUGAGAGUUAUCUCAGAAGCCAAGGUCCCCCGUUCAGCGAGAAGAAGGAGUUGGAUGACUUUUGUGAGCCUGACCACGCGUUUUCUCCUUUCGACAGCUCAUUGGGUGACAAGGAGAGGGUGAUCAACCUGUACAAGAUCUUUGUCUUUUUUAACGCCUCCUUGGACAACAUCACAAAAGACCAGGAAAGCUUCGACGGUGAGUCCAGGGAAGACUUGCUACGGCGACUCAGAAACACCACCAACAACACCGGAGGUCUCCUGUCCAAUCUCACCUGCCUGCUCUGCUCCAAGUACAAGGUCAAUCAUGUGGACGUGACCUAUGGCAAUCAUUCCAGCACAGACAGCUUUGGGAAGAAGCAAAAAGGUUGCCAGAUACUCCGGAAAUACACAAAAGUCAUCAGCCAUGCUGCGCAAGCUUUGGGACAUUGUCGUCACAAGCAGACAUGAUGCUAAACUACCCUCCCUCGCCUGAUCCUCUUUCUCCUUUUGUUCUUCUUCCUCUUCCUCCUCCCCCUCUUCCCCCUCCCUUCCUCCUUCCAGGGCUUCUGAUACUUCUCCUGUCAUUUCAGCCUCUAGGCCACUCGCUUGUCUUGAAAUAUUUUUCCACCCAGUUUUGAGGUGGAAAUACCAGAGUAUUUAUUUGCAUCUCAGGGUUGUGUUACACACAAAAAAAUCAACCUCUCUGCCGGCUUUCCUAUUUUUAUUCCUCUUAAAACAGCCAGAGAGUCCAGCACCUUAACAAAUUAUUUAAAGGACAAUGAAAAUCAAGAAGAUUAACUUAUAUUUGCAAUA
Molecule: messenger RNA, 1022 nt
Organism: Crotalus tigris (Tiger rattlesnake)
Lineage: Eukaryota; Metazoa; Chordata; Lepidosauria; Squamata; Viperidae
Gene: LIF
Product: LIF interleukin 6 family cytokine
Exons: 3
Coding region: 30-677 (215 amino acids)
Biological process (GO): immune response
Cellular component (GO): extracellular region
Molecular function (GO): leukemia inhibitory factor receptor binding; cytokine activity
Source: RefSeq, a predicted model, not a curated record